AUGAAUUCGUCUUCCAAUUUUCUUCAAUUCCCACCGGCGCGGCAGCCCCUGACCACCAUACCCGCCGCAUCUCCAUUCAUGCUCCGCCGGAGCUCUUACGGAUUCGGUGUGUUUCACAGGAAGCGUGCUCGUUUUAAGCGGAGCUUGAUCCUUGUGAAUUCCUCAUUUUUUCCUCCGCCUUUCGAUGGCAGCGUUCCUCCUCUCGAUUCCUUUGCUCCAUCUGUCGCCGGCUUCGCUUCCGGCUUGGCUGUUUUUCUGUCUUCCAGGUUCUUCGGAAGAUCUUUGGGGAUUAGCGAGAGGAGAACGAGCGAUGACCAAGUUGUUGGGGAAUGGGUUCUCUUCACCAGUCCCACGCCCUUCAACAGAUUUGUUCUCCUCCGUUGCUCUUUGCUCUCUUUUGAUCUUGGCGACCUCCUAGAGAGCGUUAGCGAUAGGCUCGUGAAGGAGGAGAGGCACUUCGUUACUCUGGACAGCGGCAAGAUUCUCUCGACCCGAACUGCUACGGAUGAGAAGCCGUUGGAGUAUCAGAGGGUCUGCAUCAGUACGGAGGACGGAGGCGUUGUUUCGCUUGAUUGGCCAGCGAAUUUAGAUCUUAAGGAGGAGCGUGGGCUUGACACCACGGUGAUUAUCAUCCCGGGAACACCAGAAGGGAGCAUGAACGAAGGUGUUCGCUCAUUUGUAAGCGAGGCUCUCAGGCGGGGCGUGUUUCCUCUAGUGAUGAACCCUAGAGGAUGUGCUGGUUCGCCUCUCACUACAGCUCGGUUAUUCACAGCUGCUGACAGUGAUGAUAUAUCCACAGUUAUCCGGUUCUUAACCAAGACAAGGCCAUGGACGACACUUAUGGGCGUUGGCCGGGGAUACGGUGCAAAUAUGUUAACCAAGUACCUGGCAGAAGCCGGGGAAAGAACACCUCUUACUGCUGCUGUAUGCAUAGAUAAUCCCUUUGACCUUGAAGAGAUGACUCGAACAUCUCCUUAUUGUACUAGUUUGGAUCAACAGCUCACAGGGGGAUUAGUAGAGAUACUGCAGGCAAACAAGGAGCUUUUUCAAGGCAGAGCAAAAGCCUUUGAUGUUGGAAAAGCUUUGUCUUCAAAAUCAGUCCGUGACUUUGACAAAGCCUUAUCCAUGGUGACAAAUGGUUUCGAGAGUAUAGAAGAUUUCUAUUCCAGUUGUGCCACCAGAGAUGUGAUUGGGCAAGUAAAAGUUCCUGUCCUCUUUAUACAGUGGUUGACUGCUGUAGAGCUUGGGCUUCUUAAAGGUCGUCAUCCACUUUUGAAAGACGUGGAUGUUAUUGUUAAUCCUGCAAAAGGCUUGGUUCUUUCAGAAGCCAGGGCACCGGAAAAAGAUAUCAGUGCCAAGAAGCUCCUGCAGGUAGCUCGAGGAAAGACAGUGAAUGGUCACUAUGUAGAUCCUUCCAGGGAAACACUUGAAGAAAGGGACAUCACCCCAAAUUCUGGUUUGCCCUCUGGAACAGAGUUAGAGAAGAAUGUCAAAAUCGAGACUGCAUCUGAUGAACCAGAAAACGGUGGAGUUUCAACAGGUGGUCCUGUUGAAGUUGAAGUAGUUGAAGAUAAUAAGUCCAAUGUAGAAGAAAGUGAGAGAAGCCAGAUGUUGCAGACUGCAGAAGUGGUUGUGAACAUGCUUGAUGUAACCAUGCCUGGCACCCUGAAAGCUGAUGAGAAGAAAAAGGUAAUAGCCAACAUGCCAAAAGUUAUGGAUGCUGUUGGUCGAGGAGAAACAAUUGUAAAAGCUUUACAAGAUGCCGUGCCAGAAGAUGUUCGUGGGAAGCUUACAACAGCUGUAACUGGGAUCUUGCAGUCAAGUGGCAGUAAGUUAAAUUUUGAAAAACUUAACCUAUCAAAAGGAUUGAAAAAGGCGGAAGAAGCAACGAAAGAACAAUCAAGUACCAUAGGUCAAAAGGAUUCUAGUUCUACAGAUCCGAUAAAUAAGAGCGAUGGUUUGGUGACUGGCUCGGAAAACACUAUUGGUAGCUCAGACAAUUCUGCUGGUGGAACAGAACUUGAGCAUUCCCCUUCUGAGGCUUCCCAGAAAGAGAAAGAUGGUAAUUCUGGAACGCCCCAACCCGUCGACAGUGAUCAAGAUGAUAGUUCUGUCCUGACUAAGAAGGGUGAUGAUGAGCCAGUUAGUCUUGGGAAUAAGGAGUCAACUACUAAUGAAAAGACUGGUGCAGCUUAUGGUUCUGAGAAGGCUUCUGAAGCAAAGGUUGAUGGUACCAACCAGGGGCAGCCAAUUGGCACAGAGGAUGUAACUAGUGAUAAUGACAAAGUGGACGAAGGUUCUGUAAUAGCCAAGCAUCAAAGACCCGAGGAAACUAAUAAAAACGAUGAGAAAAGAGCACCAAUUGACAAUGAAAAGUCCAGUGCAGCUGAUGCUUUUGAAAAGGCUUCAGAUGCAAAGGUUGAUAGUAACAACCAAGGGCAGCCAAUCGGUGCAGAUGAUAUAACUAUUGAUGAGGACAAAGUGGACCAAGUUGCUGUAUUAGCUCAGCAACAAAGAAAGGAGGAAACUAAUAAAAAUGAUGAGAAUGCAAAACAGUCUGCCACCGAGCAAAACAAGGUGGCAUCUACUGGAAACGAAGGAGAUGAUGGACAAUCUUCUGCUUCACAGCCUGUAGGGAAAGGAGAGACUGAUGAUCAGAAGAAAGAAACCAAUAUUAUGCAACCUGCUUCUGACCAAACUAAGCCAGCAAUUCAGGAACCAAAUCAGGCCAAAUUUAAUGUUUCUCAAGCAUUUGAAGCACUGACGGGGAUGGAUGAUUCAACUCAGGUAGCUGUCAACAGUGUUUUUGGUGUGCUCGAAAAUAUGAUUACGCAGCUGGAUGAAGAAGAUAAAGAUAGAAAUGAGGCAAGUGAUGAACAAAAUGACACAGAUGAGAACAAUGACAGGGAUGAGAAGAUAAGGUCUCCAUCUCAAAAGCAAACUCCCUUCAAGAAAGAAGCGGUAUGUCAAAAGCCCUCUGAAAAAUCACAUGAUGCAUGCAGUGUGCAUGACAAUGGAACAGGUUCUGACGAUGAUAAGACAAUUGGGGUGAUGAAUGAAAAGCAUUUGGGCGGGGAUGAAUCUGUGAUUGGUAAGCAUCUACCAAAUAUUCUGCCUGCAAGAAAUACAGAUUCUGUCGAGAGAACUUCUUAUGAUGGGUACCUUGGGGAGGAACUUUCAGAAGAGCAGAUUGCAAAUCAAUUAGACUUAGAUACAACCACUGCUUUGAUGCUUGACUAUUAUCCAGAGGAAGGUAAAUGGAAGCUCUUUGAUCAACAACCAGAAUAUGUGGGUAACGUUGCUGACAAUGGAGUAGCCAGCAGAGAUACGCACAGAAAUGUUCAGGUUCAUUUACCUAGUGUAAGUAAUGAAGAGAACAUCGUUGAGCCUUCGUAUGUGAUAUUAGAACAUGAACAUGAGCUGGAGCUCCCUGAAAUGCAUGAAGCAGCGAAUGAUCAAAAUGACGGUCUUCACCAAUCAGAUGAAGGAUGUGAGGAAUUAGAGCACCUCAUUAACGUUAUUGUAUCCGACUCUUUGAAUGUAGAAGUUCAGCGCAGGAUGAAUUCAGCUGGCAUGAGACAAUUUGAGUCUCAGCUCAGUCGAGAUAUAAAAAGGGUGGCAAAUACACUUUCGUUUGCUGUUGUAUAUACAGAGCCUACUUGGACAUUUAAAAGGAAAAGCAAAACUUCCAGCAUCCCUGCUGGAAAAGUAGGUAAACUCCGUGGGGACGCUAUUAUUAGAGCAAUUUCAUCUGCUGUUCAGGAGGCGCAUUUUCUAAGACAAGUAUUGCCUGUUGGUGUUGUUGUUGGCUCUAUUUUAGCUGCUCUGAGAAAAUAUUUCGAUGUAUCUACAACAACUGACAGUGCUAAGAGAGAUGCUAAGAGAGAUAUUGUCAUGGGUAGAGCACAAAAGUAUGAGAACAAUGGUGCAACAAAGAGUGUUGUGCCGACCAAAAUGAGCGAAAAAAGCCAACAGAAGAACUCGAGCAUUGGAGAAAUGGUGGAAUCUAGCCUGCAAAAUAUUAGCAAUGAGCCUGUUAUGGUUGGUGCUGUGACAGCUGCUCUGGGUGCAUCAGCUAUGCUGGUUCAGCACGAGGAUCCACAAAAAGGUGGCAUCAUGUCAAAACCAUCAGAGAAAGAAAGUAAACAUAAAGAUCAGAGCAGUAUGGUUGCAAGUUUUGCUGAGAAAGCCAUGUCCAUAGCCGGUCCUGCAGUUCCAACAAAGGAAAGUGGUGAAGUGGAUCAAGAAAGGAUUGUGACAAUGUUGGCAGAUUUGGGUCAGAGGGGUGGCAUAUUGAAGCUAGUUGGGAAACUAGCCCUGCUUUGGGGUGGCCUUCGAGGGGCUAUGAGUCUAACUGAUAAGCUAAUCCAAUUUCUGCAUAUGGAUGAGUGGCCCUUAGUGAAGAGGGUUGUGGGCUUUGUUGGAAUGGUGCUCGUUUUAUGGUCACCGGUUGUGAUUCCAUUGCUUCCAACACUUCUCCAGAGCUGGUCCACAAGUACUCCCUCUAGAAUGGCGGAACUAGCUAGUGUAGUUGGCCUCUAUGUUGCUGUUUUUAUUCUUGUUAUGCUGUGGGGAAAGAGAGUACGGAAGUAUGAAAACCCAUUCAGGCAAUAUGGGCUUGAUUUCAAGGGAUCAACCAAAAAGCAGAUUCAAGAGUUUUUGAAGGCCUUGGCAGGGGGCAUCAUAGUCGUUAUAUUAAUACAGUCCAUAAAUACAAUAUUAGGAGCUGCUAUUUUAUCUCGGCCACCAUAUCUUCCACAUCCUUUUGAUGCCAUGAAGUGGCUUAAGGGAUGCGUGCAACUGCUUCUGCUGAUAGUUAGGGGAUUUACAGCUGCGACAUUUGUUGUGCUUGUGGAAGAGUUGCUCUUCAGGUCAUGGAUGCCUAAUGAGAUUGCGAUAGAUCUGGGUUACCAUAAAAGCAUUAUCAUUACAGGACUCGUAUUUGCCUUGUUCCAGAGAUCCCUGAGAUCAAUUCCAGCGUUAUGGCUUCUGUCGUUGGGGCUCGCAGGGGCCCGUGAAAGAACCCAAGGAAAUUUGAUUGUUCCAAUCGGUUUGCGUACAGGAAUGAUAGCAGCAAGCUUUGUACUACACACAGGUGGAUUCCUCACGUACAACGUGAGUUCCCCGGUUUGGAUCGCGGGGACUCGCCCUUUACAGCCUUUUAGCGGAGGGGUUGGUCUUGCGGUCUCUUUGGCGCUGGCACUCAUUCUUUACCCAAGACAUUCUCCAGGAACCAAGAUGCAGAAAGAAGGCAAACGAUAA
Arabis nemorensis is the source of this 5262-nucleotide messenger RNA. Lineage: Eukaryota; Viridiplantae; Streptophyta; Magnoliopsida; Brassicales; Brassicaceae. The record is from the annotation of a GenBank genome assembly.